GACCAUUGUGAAGAACGCAAUCCAUGUCCACCCGAGUACUGUAACCAUGGCGGAAAGUGCUCUCAGAAUGGGUCUGAUUUCGUCUGCAAUUGCCCUCCGGGAUUCUAUGGACCACAGUGUGAACAUGAUGUCAACGAGUGCGACCAGUCUCCAUGUGCAUUUGGGAAAUGUGUGAAUACGAUGGGCUCAUACCGAUGUGAAUGCGAUGAGGGCUUCAUUGGAAGGGACUGCCAAAUCUAUCGUAGCGGCUUGGAAUGCUCAAUGGCUGGACCGAAUAUCUGCCGUAAUGGAGGAGUUUGUGUAGCUGACGAAAUCAACAACACCAACACUUGCGUCUGUCCACCAAUGUACCAAGGGUUGUUCUGUGAAAAGGACGUUGAUGAAUGCUCGAUGGCGAAUCCCUGUGAAAACGGCGGCACAUGUGUGAACCUUGAUGGCGGUUUCGAAUGUGCCUGCACAGCAGCAUUCGAAGGCGAAUUGUGCACGAUAAACAAGGACGAUUGUGUGAACAAUAAAUGUAGUGCAGGCUCAACCUGCGUAGAUCUGAUUGGUUCGUAUCGCUGCGAGUGUCCUGAGGGGAAAAUAGGGUCCCUUUGCCAGUACAGCGAUCCAUGUCAUUCUAUGCCGUGCCUCAACGGGCGCUGCAUUGGCGAUCCUGAAACGGGUGAAUCAACCUGUGCUUGUGAUCACGGAUAUACGGUAAGCCGUCCAUUCAUUCACUGA
Cooperia oncophora is the source of this 723-nucleotide messenger RNA. The record is from the annotation of a GenBank genome assembly. NCBI's taxonomy places the organism in Eukaryota, Metazoa, Nematoda, Chromadorea, Rhabditida, Trichostrongylidae.